Molecule: messenger RNA, 6612 nt
Organism: Eupeodes corollae
Lineage: Eukaryota; Metazoa; Arthropoda; Insecta; Diptera; Syrphidae
Gene: Ca-beta
Product: voltage-dependent L-type calcium channel subunit beta-1
Exons: 9
Coding region: 1897-4392 (831 amino acids)
Biological process (GO): calcium ion transmembrane transport; chemical synaptic transmission; regulation of voltage-gated calcium channel activity
Cellular component (GO): voltage-gated calcium channel complex
Molecular function (GO): high voltage-gated calcium channel activity; protein binding
Source: RefSeq, a predicted model, not a curated record
UUGAAUCUCAUUUAAAAGCUGCAACAUUCAUGAAUCAACUUAAAAUAUCUGAUAAUUUAUGGUUGAAAGGAAAAAUUAAUAACAACAACAAUAAUUAACUCAUUUUCCAUCAGAAAAUACAUAAUGAAAAAUUAAAUUAUUUCAAAAAAAGCCAAAAAAACUAAAAUUCCUCCUUUCACACACCUUUCAUCCAUAUUUCUAUUAUGGUUUCUCUAUUGUUGUCAUCUACUCUAUACAAAACUCCUUCAAAGAGGAAGAACAAGAACUUCAAUUAAUAUUAUCAUUAUCCUUUUUUCGUACUUCGUCCUUCGUCCCUCCAAUAUUUAAAUGAAGUAGGUAAAUACAAAAAUAUUUCCAUUUCCUCGUAGACAUUUCUUCAAACACAAAAUACACUUUCUGUCAUAUACAAAAGAGCUUUCACCCAAUUUCCAAUGUUAACAUAAAUAAAAAAGAAAAACUGGAACUUAAAAACACACACAAUUUUCUAAAGACUUUUACUCGUAAUAUUCUCCUCUUUCGCAAUUCCAGACUUGAAAAAAUAGCCAAAAAUAUUUCCAAAAUUAUAAAAAAAAAAUUGCUUUCUGAGUCCAUUCGACACCGUUCGACGACGUUGGAUAGCACAGGAUUUUCGGGAUCAUUUCGUUUGAUUUUUAUAUCGGGAAUAGAAUACGGGUUGUUUGUUUGGUUGAAUAUAAAUUCAAAAUUAUCCUUAAACGCUUGGUGAAAAUGUGAUUUUCUCUUUGAUUUUUCACUUCAAACAAAAUAAUGAAAAUUCUCUAGAAAAUGACCACGGCAGUGUGAAAUAAAGAAUAAAAAGAAAAUCUGACUCGUAUCAGCUUUCCAGUGCAAAAGUCUUCUUCUUCACAAUAUAUGUACCUACAUAGCUUCCGAAAACUACUAGAAGUCGAAUAGAAACAAAAAUCAAAAAAUAAUUUUCCUUUUCAAAUGAUUUUUCAUUGCCCAGUGAUAAACCUUAAGUAAAAUAGAAAAUCAUUUCAUUGCCAGUAGAAGAAAGAAAAACAACAAUAAGUGUGUCUAAGAAAAUGAUAAUUGAAUACCCAUUGUGCAGGAAAAUUAAUAUCAACAACAACAAAAACAACAACUCAACAGCAGACAGCGACGAAGAAAGAAAAUUUCUUCCUAUACGGAUGCAACAUACAUAUGAACGCUCUCUCCUGCUCCCCCUAUAUUCAUUUUCUCCGCGAAAUAUGCCAUCGAAUUGAACUUGUGUUGUGUGCCUGUACAAAGAAUUUCCUCAAAAUUCGUUCCAAUACAUUUUCCAGGAUUUUCAUUUUCCAAAUCUCUUUAUUAGAGUUUUGUAGAUUCUCUUAACUUAUUGUGUUGUUGGUUUUCCUUUAAUUUUUUUUCUCGUCGGAAUUUUCUUUUUGUGUUCAAAGGACCUCUUCUUCCUGUCAUACCGGAAUUAUUAAUUUAGACAGUAAGUGUUGUAAUAAAAUCCAAUGUUCAAUCAAAAGAAAAUGAACCUGAUUUUUUUCAAAAUAUAAAUGUGACACUGAACAGAAAUUUGAAGUUUUAUCUGGGAAAAUAGUCCAAAAGAAAAGAUUUAACUUUCGUUAAAGCUGGAGGGUGUCAACGGUUAAAAAAAAAACUUCAAAGGCAUCCAUUAACUUAAUUUUCUCUUUGACUUCAAAAAUUGUGCGUUUUUCUUUUUCGGUUUUUUUUCGAUGUGUGAUAUAUUAGUCGUCCUUCUACACGUAUAAUAAAAUUAAACCAAAAUUCAAUAAAACAAAAACGAAAAGUUUUUAAACCAAAUGAAUUGUGAAACUCAAACAGAGUCAAAGUACUCAAAUAGCUGAUGUACAUAUAUGUCGUGAAUGUACAUAUAUAUUUUUCAGUACAUAAUAUUAAUGUUAGAUUAGAAUAAGAUACAUAUAUAUGUACUGUACAGUGUACAUAUCUACGAUACACAAUUUAAUUAGUUUUUUUGGAAGUGAAAAAGUCAACCCAUUUUUCAAUUUAAUUUUAUUUAUUUACUCAGGCACUCGAAAAACAAUUGAAAGUGUCGGUGUUCGGUGGCGGCUGCGGCGGCGGGAAUCCUUUGUUUAUUUUUUACUAACAAUUUUCUUUUGUGUGAAUUAUUUUUGGUGGCCGGUUUUUAUUGUAAAUUCCUUAUUUUUAUUAUUGUUAAUUAAUUUAAAAUCACUGUGUAAAGUUGAAAUUGUGUUGUUAUUAAACUUGAUCAAAAUAUCAUCAUUCGAAGAAGAUUGUAGGGCUGAUCGGCCCAUGGUGCAGAGAGCAUCAUCAUCAGAUGCCCCAUCCAUAUCGGGGGGCCAUCAUCGGGAGUCUCGUUUUGGCCUCGGUGGUUAUUCUACAUACCAAAGUGGCUAUAAUAAAUUGUUUACACAGGGUUCUGCCGAUUCAAAUUACUCACAACCGUCAUCCGAUCUGUCGCUAGACGAGGAAAAGGAAUCGCUUCGGCGAGAAAAGGAACGACAGGCCUUAAGCCAGCUGGAUAAAGCAAGGAGUAAACCCGUUGCGUUCGCUGUGCGAACAAACGUUUCAUACGAUGGCACGCAAGACGACGACUCGCCCGUCCAAGGGAGUGCGGUGUCAUUCGAUGUUAGGGAAUUUCUUCACAUCAAGGAAAAAUAUGACAAUAACUGGUGGAUUGGCAGAUUGGUCAAAGAAGGCUGUGAUGUGGGAUUUAUACCCAGCCCCGUUAAGCUAGAACAUAUUCGAAUGCAGCAGACAUCGGCGGCUAGAUCUUCAAGACUGUACGCGACAAAAGGUUCCUCUAGUGGGAACUUAGGUGGCUCAGGAGUACCAGGUGCGGAGCCAUCACGAGGUAGCACACCCCCUACACCUGGCGACGAAUCAGAUUCCAUGGGACCAUCACGCCACGGCAAAACACCCCUGGCCACACCACCAACAAAGGAAAAGCGUAAACCGUUCUUCAAGAAGCAAGAGACAUCAUCACCUUAUGACGUUGUGCCAUCAAUGCGUCCUGUUGUGUUAGUGGGUCCAAGCCUUAAGGGUUACGAAGUCACGGAUAUGAUGCAAAAGGCUCUGUUCGAUUUUCUCAAGCACCGAUUCGAAGGCAAAAUAAUAAUAACACGUGUUAUGGCGGAUAUUUCAUUAGCGAAACGUUCCAUAAUGAACAAUCCGUCAAAACGUGCCAUUAUGGAGCGAUCCAGCAGUCGAUCCGAUUGCCUAUCCAAAGUACAAGAGGAGAUCGAAAGGAUAUUUGAAUUGGCGAGGACUCUGCAAUUAGUCGUACUCGAUUGUGAUACAAUCAAUCAUCCGUCACAAUUAGCAAAAACUUCACUAGCUCCAACAAUAGUUUAUUUAAAAAUUAGUAGUAGUAAGGUUUUACAGCGAUUAAUCAAAUCACGUGGUAAAUCCCAGGCGAAAAAUUUAUCCGUACAAAUGGUCGCCGCUGAAAAAUUAGCCCAAUGUCCACCGGAAAUGUUCGAUGUCAUUUUAGAUGAAAACCAAUUAGAAGAUGCCUGUGAACACAUUGCUGAGUAUUUAGACACGUAUUGGAAAGCAACCCAUCCGGAUAUCAGAACGGCUCCUUCGAUACCAAGACCUUUGCAAUCUCAGGAAGCAUCACCAUCAGCGGAACAAGCGCGAAUGGGUCCAACACCACCUGCUGAAAGUAGGGAAAAGGAUGCUAUUCAGGAUAAAAACCCUGAAGAGAAAUAUAAUAAUGAAAGAGAACCAAACAGAGAAAGAGAAAGAGACAAUGAAAGAAACAUUGAUAGAGAAAGAGAAAGAGACAGAGACAGAACAGACAGGGAAAGAGAAAGAGAAAGAGCAAGAGAAAGGGACAGAGAAUGGGAAAGAGAAAGAGAGAGAGAAUGGGAGAGGGAAAGGGAUAUAGAUUGGGACAGGGAUCGAGGUGUUUCCUAUCAUCAUAAUCGACGUCAACCAUCUACACGACACGAAAGAGAACGUGAUCGUGAUCGCGAUCGCUACGAUCGAGAACGUGAACGCUACGAUCGCGAACGUUUCGAUCGGGUUGAUCGAGUUGAUCGAGUUGAUCGAAUAGAUCGUGAACGUGAUCGUCUUCAUGCCCGCGAACGUGAUCUAAUGCAUUACGACCUCAAUAGCGAAGAGCUUCUAGAUGAACGAAAUUAUGGUGCUGAUUAUACUAGAGGAGCUGGAGCUAGAGAAAUGAGCGGUGCUGUAAGCCAUCAUCAUCUAACAUCUUCCACAUCAGGUAUGCAUCAUAGUCGGAGUGGUGGUGGACGUGUUGACGAUAUCGAUUUGAUGCAUGAUCGCGAUGAUCGUCGAUACCCGUCAUCGUCCCGUGAUAGAGAUCGAGGAGAUGCAUCACUACCCCCACCAUCCUCAAGUCGACGCGAUCGUGACGAAUAUAGUCCACAUAGAGGCGGUGGGAGUAGUAGGAGAGUACUUAAUGCCAUGUAGGAAUCGUGGAUAUAGGGGUGGGAUCAGAUCGAUUAUAAUGAUAUGCAAACAAAUAACCAUGAUGAAAGCAAUUGUAUCGAUAUUGAUCAUGAUCAAGAUAUUGUUCCAAAUUCUAUCAACAAUCAUGACGAUCCUAAGGAUUGUCACACUGAGAAGACGAAUGUUGUCGAUGUCGACCUCAAUAGAUUUUAUUAAGUUAAGGAGAUUUAUUGAACAAAACAAAAAACAUAUAUAUAAAAUAAAACAAUAUUUUUAUUCAAUUAAAGCAUUUUUUGUAAUUCCUUUAAUCAUGAAGUUUUUAAUUUCCCUUUAAUUAUGUAUAAAAAUAAAGAUAUUAAAUACAAAAAAAGCAAAGAUCCCUUAGCCUUAUUAAAUUGCGAUAUUAAUACAUGCAAAAAUAUGUAUAUUCGAAAAAAAACAAAAAACAAAAAUAUUUGCAUAUUUUCCUCUCUAGCAAAUAAUUAUAAAAAUUUAAACAAAACAAAAAUUAUUACUUUCUGUUUCUGAUUUAAGUAAUGAAACGUAAUAUAAAAUGAUUUCUACAAGUGCCAAACUUAAAAAAAAAAAAAAAACAUAAUAACAACAUAAUACUUAAUUUUGAUUUUAGUUAUGUAAUAUCUUUUUUAUACAUUGAAUAAUAAUACGUAUAUACGCUAAGAGGAGCCUAAUGUGUCUUAAAUUCUAUAAAUAUAUUUAAAUAAAAAAUAAAAUUAAAAAUGCGUGUGAAAUAUUAUCUUGAUCAGUUAUAUAUCUAAGUGUCAGCUUUAAAAUAAAAAAAAAAAAACAUUUUUUUAUGAAUACAAAUAUAUUUAUUAAAAAAAAAACAGAAUAUGUGUGUAAAUAUAUAAUAAACUAUAAUAUUUAAGGAUGAUCGAGAUAAUAUUCCAGCAAAGGCAUGUGCUAGAUCAAAUUAUAAAUAAAUACAAAACAAAAAAUGAACAUACAUAAGUAAAUCUCCUUAAUUGAAUCUAUAUAUGAUAAAAGUUUUAUAAAUAGCUAGCAAAUGGAACCAAGAUAAUUAUUCAAAUUAUAUUUUUUGAUUAACAAAAUUAUAAUAGCUUACAAAAUACAUAUUUAUAAAUAUAUUUCAUAUAAUUUUCCUAAUGAAACUUGGCACAAACCCGUAACCGGAAAGCAUUUUUCUUCUCUAUUUUAUUUUUGCCUAGAAUUAAAAAAGAAAAUUUAUGCUAAUGACAACAAAACAGCAAAAGUUUAUAUUUUUUUGCUUGCACUUUUUAAAAAAAAAACUUAAACAAAAAACAUAAUAUUGUCCACAAAAAGCCGUUUAUUUAUUUAUUUAUGUAAUUUUAAAAAAUGCUUACAAUCAGAUCUGACCUACUCCUAAGUACUCUCUGCGCAAUUCCAACCGUGAUCGUUUAUUUUUUUUUAUUUGUCACAUGCAACUUUUUUGUUAAAUGCACCUUUUGUUUAUUUUCCUUGUCGCAUUUUUAUUUUAAUUUAUUGGAGAAAAUUUUAAAACUACAAAAGAAAAUCCCUCUUCAACAUUCGAAAACAAAAAUGAUUCAUAUUAUUUCAACGUAAAUUGAUUUUUUUAAACAUGCAUAUUCGCUCGUUUUGUAUUUUUAAUUGAAACAAAAUCAUGGUAAAAUAAUCGAAUUGAUCACUGCACCCCUAAACAAAAAUAAAAAAAAAAAAAAACAAAUUAUAAAAUAAAAAUUGUUACUUAAAGUUAUUGAAAUAUUAUUUUGUAAAGUUGGAUCGUAUUUUAGCUUUAAUUUUAUUUAAUAGAAAGUGUUUAAAUAGUUAUAUUUUUCUACAUUGAAUCAAAUGGAAGAGUCGUUUAAUUGGGAUGAAAAUAUUAUAUUACUGUGUUUUUCUGGGAAAUUUAUAAAUUAAAUCAACUAGGUUAAAGUGAGGAGAAAUUGUUGAAUCAUAAUAAUAUUUUAUUUUAGUUUGUCUCAUAAAUCAGAUCCUUUCCAACUCUCGCAACUUCGUUGCUCUCGUCAGCAUAAGGAAAAUUUUAGGGCCCUUACAGCAAAAUGAUAUAUGUUAAAUAAGUUUCUAGAUUGGGUUUGUAAUUUUGUGUUGACAUUUCUAGAUUUUUUAUUUCGAAACAGAGUUGCGAGUUUUUUUAAGUUAUAUGUCACUUACUUAUGAUUUUUUUAAGUCAAAAGUCAUCUACAGAUUUAUGACUUAAUGAGUUUUGAAAUCAAAAAUUCCUAACUUUGUUUCGAGAUUAGGGAAUAUUUAAAAUGUUUA